AUGAGCACAGACUAUAUAAACAAUAAUUAUAUAGAAAGUGCGCGAGUGUAUUUAAAAGUAACUGAUCCCAGUACAAUUUUCAUAAAAUGCUCCCUCUGCAGCACAGCUGGAUUGAUCGACUGGACACUGUUUCUCAGGCACUUGACAGCCGAACAUACAGUGGGUCCCUGCCUGGAGAAGGGCUCUCUAGAGCUGGAUGAAGAGAUUCAGGCUGAGGUUGAGCUGGAGCUGCAAAAUCUGAGUAAAAUAGGGAGCCAAGAUGUCGACGAAGUUACAGACUCAGAGGCAGACAUAGACGACCAUGUUUCAGAUGAAACGCACUUGACUGCCGAGCCAGAAGUGGACGACAAUGACACGAGGGUACAAGCCGAUCUAACUCAGAAUGAUGUGUUCAAUAGGCCCAAUCAGCCCUUCUACAGCAUGCUGCAUACCAAGCCCGAGCUAAUGUUUGGCUUUAUAGAUCUGAUUCGCCAAAACGAAUAUCUUUGGCGCGAGGAGUACAAAAACGGGGACUUUGCGGCUGAGAGAUUGGAGAGCGCCCAACAGAUAAGUAAAGUGCUGGAGGAAUGUUUUAAUGUGACUCUCAAGGCACGGGUCAUCAGUCAUAGCGUCUGCAGGCUACUUAAAUGGUUUCAAAGGCAGUAUGCGUUGUGUACGAGCAACAGGGGCUUUCGAUGCCGUCAUCAGUCGUAUUACGACCAGCUGCUCCAGUUUGUGCCUACACACAAUAUCCACGUUGUGCACUGCGAUGAGUGCAAACGGAAAUUUUACAAUGAAGAGCAAUUGAGACGCCACAAAUACCGUGCACACGGCGGCCGCAUACCGUAUGUCUGUGAUGUGUGCAGCGUGGGUUUUUCGCAUGCCUCUAAGUUGCGCAUGCACCGGGCUCGACACCAUGAGAAGCCAAAGCGCUGGCAGUGUACUUUAUGCAGCUACUGUGCUCCAAACAAAUGGGAUCUAAGCGUACAUCUGCCUACUCACAGUGGCGAACGCAAUUACACAUGCGAACUCUGUGGUGUUUCAACCAAAUCGAGCUCAUCGUUAGCUGUGCAUCGACGCACGCAUUCCGUAGUUAAAAUUAAUUGCCCCUACUGUCCAAAGAAAUACCGUGAGAAUUAUUUGGUUAAUUGUCACAUUAAAAAGAUGCAUGCAGCAGAGCUUGAACAGGAAUAGGAAUUGGAACUGAUAGACUGCCAAGUACAUGAGGCCAUUGGCGACACAACUUAGAAAUUGUACUAAAUGAAAUAAAUAACUAAAUGAAUAUAUCAAUGUUUUCAGCUCUGCAUUUGCAUAACAAAUAAUAAUAAAUAAGACGAGAAACUUAUCGAUAACGCGUUAUCAUGUACCAC
This is a messenger RNA of Drosophila novamexicana, 1349 nucleotides long. Its product is annotated as oocyte zinc finger protein XlCOF28. Gene Ontology annotation, molecular function: RNA polymerase II transcription regulatory region sequence-specific DNA binding; DNA-binding transcription factor activity, RNA polymerase II-specific. Gene Ontology annotation, cellular component: nucleus. The transcript is spliced from 2 exons. The record is from RefSeq and is a predicted model, not a curated record. Lineage: Eukaryota; Metazoa; Arthropoda; Insecta; Diptera; Drosophilidae. Gene Ontology annotation, biological process: regulation of transcription by RNA polymerase II. Bases 1 to 1173 code for a protein of 390 amino acids.